This is a messenger RNA of Stylophora pistillata, 1339 nucleotides long. Its product is annotated as 5-hydroxytryptamine receptor 6-like. Gene Ontology annotation, biological process: G protein-coupled receptor signaling pathway. The record is from RefSeq and is a predicted model, not a curated record. NCBI's taxonomy places the organism in Eukaryota, Metazoa, Cnidaria, Anthozoa, Scleractinia, Pocilloporidae. Gene Ontology annotation, molecular function: G protein-coupled receptor activity. Gene Ontology annotation, cellular component: membrane.
UACUUUCAUUCUAAUAAUCACACUAUUUCUCUCUAAUUCUCUGGAGGACCUGGAGGACAGUGAAAGUCGACCCAAGCAUUUCCAUGAUCACGACAGGUGCGAUAUUCGCACGUGCGGUAAUGAAUGCAUCGGGGUCUGACGAAAAAUGCUUUUAACUAUUAGAAAGCUGCAUUCUCAAUCACAUUUUCUCUGCUUGAACUAAUAACAGGAAAGCACUGGUUCGUUUCCCACACCGAAUUCUGAAUCAGAGAGAUCCGUCCGUUUUUGAAAGAAAAAUUUGAAUUUGACGAACUGCGUCGAUCGAAGAAAAAGAUUAUUUAUUUUUUCACUUCAAUAAAAAAUGAACGAAACUUUGGGCAACGUAAAUGGCACCUCUUGGCAAACAGUUUUUAUCUUCUGCUGGUUUGGUUCGACGAGCUUAAUCAUUGCCAUUUUGAACACUACAAUUUGCACUUUGCUUUGGACGCAAAAGCGACUUCACAACAUCAGCAACUUGUUCUUUGUAAACUUGGCCUUUGCAGAUAUUCUGGUCGGUUUUGUGGCAAUACCAUGGAAGAUGUUAUGCUUUGGAGUCUCACCCGUACCUCAAUGGCUAACAGCAGUUGUCACGGCAGUAGAUUAUGUAUUAAGCUUAUCUUUCCUUAGCAUUUGCGCCCUAACUUACGACAGAUAUCAAGCAAUUCUCUAUCCACUUACGUACUGCAUCAAAAUGGCCGGUCCAAAGGUGUGCAAAGUUCUGUUCUUAGUUUGGAUUCUACCAGGAAUAAACUUUUUCAAGUUGCUUUGGAUCCUGUCACCAGAAAUCUCUUUUCAACCCUUCAACGGCACUUUCGAUGCAUUUCUUUUCUCUUUCUUACUAAUGGCAACUGGGGGAGUUGUUUUCGCAUAUGUUCGAAUUUCUCGCGCGGCCACGAUGCAGGAACACCGAGUGCGGAAAUUAAACGGCCGUGCCUCGAGAAAUCAACGAUUAAAGUUAACCAAAGCAAUCAGGUCCUGCCUCGGCGUCACAAUCUGUUUUGCGUGUUGUUGGUUGCCACGAGGAAGUUACCUGAUUGCAAGAAUUUCUCACUUUUCUAAGUCUUACGGGGAAUACGACCUGAUUACAUUUGGCUUAAUGUCUUUAUCUCCAGUAUUAAAUCCAAUCAUUUAUUCCAUCUUCAACCGCGAUAUAAAAAGAACGCUGGAGUUACUUUGGACCAGAUGCCGAGAAAAAUCGAGAUUGCAGAACCAAACGUUUGGAAGUUCUCGCGCUAGUUCAUCACGGACAGUCAACACGAUCAACAGCGGAGUACACAUUGAACUGUCAAGUAAUGCAAAUUUGUAGUAUUAGGCAAUUUAA